AAGUUAAUAUUAAUUCAUAUUUCGUCUGGACGUUGUUGUGGUCUCAUCUGUGUGGAAAAUACGUUGAAGUUUUUAAAAAAAGAAGUUUAAAAUAGUAUAAGAAUUAAUUUCCUGCAAAAAAUGCAUUUUAAAUUGUCACUGGUACUCAUAAUCUUGAUCGGAACAACUUUUAACGUUAGCCAUGGAGCAAAUAUCAUGUUUUAUUUCGGAUUAUCCUCAUAUUCGCACCGAAUCAGUGCCUGGCCUCUUAUCGAAAGUCUCGCGGCACGAGGUCACAACGUGACCUUUGUGUCGCCAUUUCCCUCCAAGAUGUCAAAUCCCACUGGAGUGACGGACUACGUCCCUAAAUCGAUGGUCGACUGGCUCACGUCUUUCGACGAGACGGCGACCUUUUACAAAGACCGUGUGGCAGGAACGAUUGAGUGGAACUGGUUUAAGCUCACGGAGUAUGGCGUAAAUCUGUGCACUACGAUUUUAAGCGACCCAAAGUUUGUGGACUUUGUGAAAAAUACUAAAUUCGACAUGGUCGUCGUUGACUCGUUAGCGAACGAAUGUGCGUACGGUUGGACGUUUCUUCACGGUUCGAAACUCGUGUUGUUCAACACGGCAAAUCCGUUCCCUUGGUAUGUAGAUACGAUCGGCUUUCCUGACGAAGCCUCCUGGAUUCCUGACCAGAUUUUUCACCCAUCUCCACCAGCAUCGCUAUCUUUUUGGGGACGCAUUCAGGGUGUCUUCACUCCUCUUUACUACACCUUUCUCCGUGAAAACUUCUACUUUCCUGCCCUGGAGAAAAUCUUUCGGGAAAAACUCGCCCCUGAUUUCCCAUCCGCGUCAGAUUUUGAAAAGUCCACCAGCCUCGUUUUAGCCAAUACGCAUUACGGAGAGGACUUUGCGAGACCACUCCCACCCAACGUGGUCUCAGUGGGGGGCAUGCACUGCGCCGAGAAGACGAAACCGCUCCCCAAGGAAAUAUCCGACUUUCUCUCCACCCCUACCGGUGAGAAGGACGAGGGUUUCAUCUACAUGAGUUUUGGAUCAUUUGCAGAAAUUACUAACUUUCCUCUUCACAUUCAAAACGAAAUCGUCAAUACUUUAAGGAAAUUGAAAAAUACAAAAAUUCUAUGGAAAAUGGAUAUCGCCGAACCCCUCAAGAACCUCCCUGCCCACAUCUACACUGCAAAAUGGAUGCCACAACAGGACAUUUUAGCCCACCCUAAAAUCCGAGCAUUUAUAACACACGCUGGUCUGCUCGGAAUUCAGGAAGCAAUCUGCAACGGUGUCCCACUCAUCGCAUUCCCCAUAUUCGCCGAGCAGGACUACAACGCCAACAAAUUGGAAUGGCGCAAGGUCGGCGUCCAGUUGGAAAUCACCACCAUCACGGAGGACAAAUUCACAACUGCAAUUCGACGCGUUUUAGACGACAAAGAAUUUUCCACUAAUAUGAAACGACUAUCCACAAUUUUUCGCGACCGACCUGCCCGUCCCGUCGACACUGCGGUUUGGUGGACAGAGUACGCUUUACGCCACGACAACGCCACGCACCUGCGCCCCCAAUCGGUUCACCUUCCGUGGUGGAAAAAACGCCAGCUCGACAUUUGGGGCAGCAUCUUUCUCGCUAUUCUUUUAAUGUACAAAUUAAUCUGCCUUCUGCUUAAAGCAAUUUUAAAACUUUUUUCCGGAUCCAACAAGGAUAAGAAGAAAUCUAAGCUAAAAUCGUCCUGAUUUAUAUAUAGUAAGAAGUUUCAAAUAAAAUUUUAUUUAAUUUUUGAUGACGAUGAUGUUUAAAAAUCAUUAAUAAAAAAAGUCAUUCAAAUUUUUUCAAUUUGAAGGAUUUUCACGUCGUUGCAACAGAUAAUUAAUAAUGGACAAUCUUCAGUUUUAUUAAGAUUCAUUAGUUGAGAUUGCCUAAAUUGCAUAUUUUCUGAAGUGGGCAACAGAAAAAAGAGAAUAAAACUUUUCCAAAUCUGAACAAUUUAA
Messenger RNA from Folsomia candida, 1977 nucleotides. RefSeq names its product UDP-glucuronosyltransferase 1-7C. Bases 121 to 1722 code for a protein of 533 amino acids. The transcript is spliced from 7 exons. The record is from RefSeq and is a predicted model, not a curated record. Gene Ontology annotation, molecular function: UDP-glycosyltransferase activity. NCBI's taxonomy places the organism in Eukaryota, Metazoa, Arthropoda, Collembola, Entomobryomorpha, Isotomidae.